This is a messenger RNA of Cuscuta europaea, 1488 nucleotides long. Lineage: Eukaryota; Viridiplantae; Streptophyta; Magnoliopsida; Solanales; Convolvulaceae. The record is from the annotation of a GenBank genome assembly.
AGACAAUCGAGCUCCGUCCGAAGGGCUUAAACUGAGGUAUAUUCCACCAACUAGUGAUAUUCUUGAUUUUUCAGACCGUGUGCUACCUUCAAUGGUGGAUAUCUUUGGCUACUGUCUGGUGGGCUUUUUCACGGGAAGGUUUCCUGGUUUAAAGGCAACCUAUAGCCUUACAAAAAAAUGGGGAGUACAUUGUGAAGUCAAACCACAUGAUAAGGGCUGGGUUGUUUUUAAAUUCAAGAGUGAAGCUGAUAGGACUAAGGUUAUGAUUGAGGGGCCUUAUAUUCUCUAUGGGAAGCUACUGGUUCUGAAGGUUCUGUCUGAUGAUUUUUCCUUUGAAGAUGAUGAGUUCUUGAAGGUGCCGAUUUGGAUAAAAUUCCCUAAGCUCCCUGUGAGGUUGUGGAAUGAGGAUACUAUUAGCGAAGUUGCUUCUAAGGUUGGAGUUCCUCUCACCACGGAUAGGAUAACGCUUGAAAAGGCAAACCACAACUACGCGAGAGUAUUAAUUGAAGUGGACGUGACAAAGCCACCUCCCCUCUCAUUCCCAAUCAAGAUGGCGUCAGGAAGGAUUUUUGAGCAGCGGGUUCUCUAUGAAACGUUUCCGAACUACUGUUUCCAUUGCAAACAAUACGGGCACCAUCCCUUCAUUUGCAAGGAACUAGAAGCAAAAGAAAAGGUUGAAAUCGACGAACCAGAGAAGGCUGAGACUAUAAUAAUAGCUACAACGAAGGCUACUGAGGCUACGAAGGCCAUUGUUGGGACUGUGGACCCGGAAGGGGAAUUUGUGGAAGUACGUAGGCGGGACGGAAAGAAGAUUGCAAAACCGGUGAUACCUCAAACCCAGGUUGCCGCUGCUGUAAUUGUUGAUGCGAUUGAACCUACUGGAACUACGGUUUUAGAAACUAUUGUUCUGGAUGUCGCUGAUACGCCAAGUAUUACUACGGCUGGUGGAAUUGGGAAAACUAAGGCUACUAUGGAGGGGGGAAAACCGGCUGCUGGCCUACUGGAAAUUGAAGAACAGGCUGCGGGCUUACUGGCAGAACCUCCUGCGGCUGAAGUGCAGGGACUGCAGCCACCCAUUGCUUUGAAAGCGGCUGCUCAAAUGGAGGUACUGCCCCCACAGCAAAGGACGGAUAAGGAGGAUACAAUUCCUGAACAAUCUGGUACUAAACCUUGGGAACCAUUCAUAGUUGAGGAUGUUGAAAUAACUUGUAGAAAUGGGAAGAAAAGUACUAUUCGAUUUAUGAGACCCAACAAAUGAGCUGGGGUAGUUCAUUGUUUCUGGCCUGACUGAGUUCACUGUAUUGGUGCUCAGACUUUGUUUUUCUUUUGAGGUUUCUGUCUUUGUGGCUGGACUAACGGAGAUUUUGUGAAGAUUUAUAUUUAGGUUAGAUUAGUCUAACUUAGAUAGUUAUCUUGAUCAGAACUUGACACAUUGUAAAAUGUUAUUUUUGGGUGUUUUAUAUAUACUUACAUUCCAUCCAAAAAAAA